GUGGCGGAGGUGCGGCAGGUGGCCCCGCUAGCCAUGCUCCUCCACGUGUACCGCCCUUCCUCGCCGCGAACACCGCUGCCACGGCAGCUGCAGCCGCAGCCGCGGCAGCAGUCGCGGCCUCGGCGGUUGCCGGCGCCGCAGCUGACGGCGACGCCUUCCCCUCCCUGGACAUGAGCUCCGUAGUUGACCGUUCCGGGCUUAUCGGGGCCGGCCUUGUCGGCCCGUCUUGUACCACGCCGUAUAUUCGCCCGCGACGCUCGGCUGUCCUGCUCGACCCAUUCACCUUGGCAGCCUCGGUUCCCGGGGGCAGCGCCGGAGGCACCUCCUCCUCCGCCCUCAACUCCCUCAUGACCCGCCAGACGGUGCGUGGCAUCGAGCGGCUGCUAGCUGCCGGCAUUUGCCAUCGGCAAGUGGUGGAGGACCUGAUUGGCGCGGAGGUAUCUGGGCCCGAUGCGUUCGACUGGCAGCGGAAUGUACGGCACUACUGGGAUCCGGAUCAAGGAAGCGUUGAGGUGGCGUUGGCUACGCAGCGUCAUGAGUACGGAUUUGAGUACGACGGUACGGCACAAGAUCCGGUGGAGUUGGUGCUGCCGAUGUCGGUUCCGUCGCUGCUGGCGGCUGUGAGCGCGCUGCAGGCGUCACCGGUGGUAUCCCUGGCAAGGGCCGACGGCGCCUGCAACCCGGUCCACGCCGUCCGCAGCCUGUGCGCCCUGUUGGGCCGCCUGCACAUGCACUCCACCCUGGACACCUCAGCCAGCGCCUCCUCCCUGGCCCGCACCCUCGCCACCGCCAUCCAACUCAACGCCUGGCUGUCUCUCGAGGGCGCAGAGCGACUGGGUCUGACCACCCUCUCCGCGCUAGGGGAGCUCCUGCACGGCCUCUGGACCGCGGCCACAACCCGACAGCCGUACAUUUCCCUAGCCGGGCAGCAGCUCGUGUCUCCAUGGGCGGUAAACGGCGGCGGUGCGGAUGCUGGGGGCGCUGCUGCGGACUUGACGCAAAGCAGCCGCCCCGGCAGCGGCGGAGCUGCCAGCAGCCACACCGAUCCCUGGCGCGGAGCCACACCCAACGGCCCCCCUGGAGCUCCGGCGCCGGCGCAGGCCACGUCGAUAAGCGGCGCGCCGCCGCCGACGGGCCCCCGGGGCGUUCGCGACAGCACGCAGGCUCAGUUGGGUGGCAUGGGGGGCAAGCGAGUGCAACACACACCGGGGGUGUUUCUGUCCCUGCCGCUGGCGGCUUACCUGCCCGUUUCGCAUGACGCGCCGACGCCUUUCAGUUCCGCACCGGGGGCUGCAGCCGCCGCGUCGGCGUUUCUCACGGAAGCGGUUCACACGCGCGGGCCGCUGCCGCAUGAGUUGUGUGAGGUCGCGCGCCGCGUGGGCCGAGCCGUGACGUUACACACGGCGGAUCUGACGGUAGCGCUGGAGGCCGGCCUGCGGUGUGCUGGUCUGCGUGACUCGGCGGAGGCGGCGCGCGCGGUGGCUUGCUGGUUCCGGCUUGCUGCCGUGCAACUGGCCUCGCCGCCGCAGCUACGGCUGGAUGCGGUGUUGAUUCGCGCCAUGCUGACGUUCAUUCAGAGGGAGUGGCUGGCAGGGUUUGGCGCCAGCGGCGGCGGUGCUGGUGGGGUGUCUCAGAUGAGUGCAGGCGGAGGCGGAGGCGGCAGCGGCAGGGCGACGGAUGUUGGCAUGGGGCCGCGGCUCACAUCCGCCGCCGCUGCUGCUGCUGCUGCGAGCACCAGCAGCUAUGUAGCUCGCGUUGGCGGCAGCGCGUUGGAUGCGGUGGAGGCGGCGUUGCGUGCUGUGGCGCUUCCGGCUGCAGACCCAGAGGAUGUUGGCAUGCUGUCACGUCUGCUGGACCAGGUCAUUACCUUUGCACAGCGCACCCCGGCACCCCCCGACACGGCGGCCACCCCGCCCGCGUCCGGCGGCGGCUCACGUGCUACGCCGCCGCCCAUGGCGCUCCUGCCGGGCGGUCCCCCCGCUCCGCCCUUCAACGUCCGCGAGGCGCUGCAUGCAGUGCUUGCCACUGCACGGGAGGCCCUUGCUGCCGCCACUGCUGCGGACUCCCCGCCGCGGCAUUCCAAGCAGGGGGCACAACCUGCACCUCAGCAGCAACAGCAGCAGGCCCAGCAGCAGCAGGUGCAGGUUCGUUCAGCUGCUUCUACGUCUGUGGGAGACGCGGGGAGCAGCAGCGGGCCCUUGGUGUUUUCACCCCAACGCAGGCGUGCUGCUGCUGCUGCCACUCAGAACGCUGCCGCCGCCGCCGCUGCUGCAGCCAACGUUGCUUCGCUGCCCCAGCCGACACUGCCGCCGGAGGCUGUGCCGAUGCCGCAGCCCCCAUGGCAUGCACAUUUGGCACCCUUGGCGUUUGCAAACGCACCCCUGCUAGUGACUGCUGCCGCGUCAAUUUACGACGCGCUGUUGUCGCAUCGCGUUUGCCUGGUCGUGGGAGCUCCCGGUGCCGGCAAGAGCGCGGCUUGGAAGGCGCUUGUGGCGGCGACCCAUGGGCCGGAAGCUCUGUCGUCACCCGACGACGUCCUGCACGUCUUUUCCGAAACCCUGCCCGUUGCGCGGUUGCAGCUGGGUGCUGUGACGGAGAACGACAAGGCCGACGCUGCCGCUGCUGGCGGCGGCGGCGCCGUCGGCGCCGACGGUCGCGCCCCAACCGAGUGGCUGCUGCGACGACUGGAAGGCUGGUGGCGGUGGGCGUUACGUCGUCGGCCGGAGGGCGCCAAUGUGCAGACCGGAUCAGCGGCGAUAGUGGGAUGCACGCCGCGUUGGGUGGUAUUUGACGGACCACUGGGAACGCAACGCGCGGAUUGCCUGCUGCCGCUGCUGCUGAGUCGCUCAGUGGUGCUGCCCAGUGGGCUCGCAGUCGCGUCGCUGCCGGCCGACGCGCAUUGCCUGUGGGAGACGAGCGACCUGACGGCGGCAUCGCCGGCGCUGCUGGCGGCGGCGCCGGUUGUGUAUGUGGGCGGCGGCGGCGGCAGCGGGAUUUGGGAUGCAGAGGCGGCGUUGAUGGCUAGCGUGCGUACGGCAGUGAAGCACCAUGGCAUGAUGCCCUACGUCACCGCGCGCUUCACCCGCCGGCUGGUGGCUCUGCUGGCCGGCAGCCUAGCGGCUUGCGGUGCGGUGAUGCGGCGGGUGCGGGAGCGGGAGCGAGGCAGCCACGGCCCGCCUGCGGGACUUGCGCUGGCUUGCGGCCUGGGGUCGCUGUUUGGGGAGCUGGUGCGGGCGCUGGACUCGCCCUCCGAGACAGUGUGGACGGAUCAGCCCGCCGACCUGGAGCUCGCCCUGGCCCGCUGCGCCGUGUUCGCCAGCUACUGGUCCCUAGCGGGCCAGGUGCUGGGACCCGAGCAGCGCUCCCAGAUCGAAUCCGCCAUCCGAGACGCUGCCGCAGCCGCCGAGCUAUCCCGCGCUCUACCGCUGGGCGGCUCCCUGGCCGCCUGGCUAGUCUCCCCCCGCCGCGGCGCCUGGCUUCCCUGGUCCGCCACACUGCCCAGUCUGCCGGCAGACCGUCCGGCAAUCAUCCCUGCGCUGCCGCUGGCGGCGCCGCUAGGCUCCGCCGCCGCCGCCGCUGCUGCCGCCGCGCCCAGCGUCGCAUUUCACUACUACCGCAACCCCCGCAUGGGGUGCGGUACGUUGGGGCUGUUCGUACCCAGUGCGGCUACGCAGGCGCUACAGUACGUCAUGCAGCUGGGCUUGCAGGCGUGGCAGCACCCCGUGUUGGUGGGCCCGGUGGGCAGCGGUCGUCGUACAAUGGUGCACCACCUGCUGGCCACCGUGCCCAUGCAGCAGCUGAGGUCGCUCGUGGUGACGGUACCCGCAUGCGCGUCGGCGUCUCCGGCGUCGCUGCAGGCGUCGGUGAUGUGGCACCUGUCGCCGGGGGCUUCCGGGGGUUUGCGGCCGACGCCGGGGCACAGGCUGGUGGUGGUGCUGGAGGAUUUGAACGUGUCGGUGACGGGGGGGCACCAUGACGGGCACCAUGCAGGGGAGCUGGCGGCGGCGGCGCAGGAGGCGGGGGCGGGCGAGGCGGCGGCGGCGGCGGUGGCGGGAGCGGGCGCGGCGCCGGCGGGGUCGGAGGUGGAGGUGCAGACGCCGGUGCUGGAGUGGCUGCGACAUGUGGUGGAUCAGAGGGCAAUAAGGGACCCGGUGUCUGGAACCAGGCUCGCCGUCCGAGGCUCUUCUUUUGCCGCCACAUCCACCCCGCAUGCACUUCUAUCGGGGGCCGAGCAGCUCUGCGGACGCCUCAGUCGCCAUCUGCUGCACAUUCACAUUGAUGCCGCGGCGCGGUGUGACGGCGACGUCGGCGGCACCGGCGGCGCUGCGGCGACGGCCACUGAUCGUCCGCCGUACGGCAGCCUCAUAACUGUCUUCAACCGCGCUGCCGUACUCCUCGCCCUGGCGCAACACACCAUGUCCCAUUUGGCGCAUUGCGGCGUGAUCGAGGCACUCACAUUGCCGCCGACGCCGGCGGCUGCCGUACUGGCGGCGACCCUCGAGAGCGUCGCUCGCAAUGUGGCGGCGCUCACUCAGGCAGGCGUUACGCCGGCGCUGUGGCAUUUCGACACAGCCGCGAUCAGUGGUGUCGUACAGCGACUGUGUGCCGCCGUCUCCGUCGCCAACUCCCAUGUGGCACUCACAGCCGCCGGCACAGUUCUGGCUGGCGGCGGAGCCGCCGCUGCCAACCGUCGCAAAUGGGGCCUGCGGGAGGUGCUGCAGCGACUGGCGUUCGAGGUUGGGCGGUCAGUGAUGGGUCACCUGCCUGACUGCGCCUCUCGGGAGGCCCUAGCCAAGCUCCUGCUGCAGACCAUGGGCCGUCAUUUGGGCGCGCUGGCGUCAGGUCGCAUGGAAGCGGCACUUGCGGCAGCCAGGGAAGUCCUGGAGACGCCGGCGCCGGCUGCUGCCGGCGGCGGCGGCGCCGCUGCAUCUGCGCGUGGCAGCAGCACGCAGCAGCAACCUCAGGCCAUGCUUUCACCGCCGCCAACUCCACCCCGGGGUGAUGCAUUAGCCGUCCUGUCAGCAUGGUCCGAUUACGCUAGCCGCGACGCUACAGACCUCACCACGCUGCGUGUCAGCCUGGCUGGUCGCAUUCCGCCGCGUGAGAUGGAUCUGCUGCUCGCGGCGCUCGUGGGUACCCUGCCGCCGUACGACGAGGUUGACGAGAACGCUGAAACGGAGCCCACAUGGCCGGUUGACGGCGGCGGCGCGCUGCGUUCUAGCUCCUGCCGUGCAGGCAGUGAGGAAGGCAGCACCAGCGGCGGCGUUCCGGCCUACAACCCCGGCUCGGCGUCGACUACUUACGGACCGGAACCCGGCGCUGCAGCAUGGGUGGUGCACCGACCCUUGGGUCACCCGGACCUGCUGCGUCAGGUUCGCGCGUUGCUGUCGAACCGCUCGCACGACCUGCCGGCCUUCCGUGUGAGCCGGGGCCUCGAUAGCAGCAUUAUCGUCAAUGCCAAUGGCCAUGUCACAUCCACAUCUGGCAAGCCGGGCAGCCAGGGCCCUGCGGAAAGCCGCAUGACAUCGAGCGCGGGCUACGGCGGCUUCACAAAGCCGCCUGCCAGCGCCGACUCUGAGGAGCCUCCGCCCUUGCCGCUGCCGCAUUGCAACCUUGGUCCGCUGUCGCUGGCGCUUCUCGAAGACGCCGCAGGAAACUGGGGAUAUACGGAGAUUGUACGACCGUCGGCAGCAGCGCUGUAUGAGGGGUACUUCACCGGGGGCCACGUCGCGCUCGUCGGCGGGAACACACCCAUGCUGGAGCAGGCUGCAUGCCUUGCGGCGCUGGCCGCCGGCGCGCACCUCAUUCGCGUUGAUCGGCCCACUGUACAUCGGCCCAAUGGCGGUGUCUCGGCCGUACCGCUGCACAAGUACGACAUACGACACCUGUUUAUGCAGCACAUCAUCAAUGCCGUACAAGGCGUGGCCGCAACGACGGGUGGCGGUCCAAUUGCUGUACGGCCGUAUUCCCAAGCGAUGGCGGUGGCGGCGGGCGGCUUUGCAGCCCCCGGUGUUCCGUUCGUGGCUGCAGGGGAAGCAGAUGCGGUGACGUUGGUGACGGCGUCGGCUCCAAGCACGGGUCCAGGAGGUACCGCCGGCGCCGUCAACGGAAGCAGCGACGCGCCAUGGGCUGCCGAUGAUGUGCGGCCUGCUACUCGCGACAAGGCGCUCAGCGUGUCUGGUCUGCAUGUGCUGCUGCUCACGGACGGCAUGUUGCAGGACGAUCCCACGCUGGAGCUCCUGCAAGCCCUGCUCGUCCGCCCCGCCUCCGCCGGCUUCCUCAGCCGCGAGCUGCACGACUCCGCCGGCCUGCCGCUGCUCAAAUCCCUGGAACCCAUCGUCCUGGAUUCCGACCUGAGCCAACUCAUGGCCAACGCCUCCGCCAACGUGGACAGUCCCGGCGGCGGCGACCCGCUCGGCGGCCCGCCACCCGCACGACCCACACCCUCCCCUGCCGGCAGCACCACGCCUCCCGGCCCCGGAGGCGGCCGCCUGUCGCUGAGUAAGAGCGUGGUGAGCCGCAUGUCCACCAUGCGAAGCAGGCGGGCCGGCAGCAACGCCGCGUUACCCGCGCUGGAUUUCUCGCUGGAACGCGGCGAAGCGGGUACCCUCGGCGGCGUCGGCGGCUACAGCAUAAGCGGCGCUGCCUCCAACCUCGGCGGCAGCAGCAUGCUCGUCCGCAACACCACCUUCACCUCCGUCAGCGGCGCGCUGGACGCUUCCAUCGCGGAUUCACCUCUGCAGCCCACGCUGCUGCCGCAACCCAACUCCCAGCCGCAGCAGCUGACCACCAUCCCGCCCAUGCGUUCGGAGGCGGACAGCACCUCCUACGCCGCCAUUCGCGCCGCGGAGCUGAGGGCGGCGGAGGCGGCGCGAGCGGAGCUGGAGGUGUCUGUGGCUUCGCGGCUGGUGCGCGGUGUGCGCUUCCUGCUUGCCGCUAGUCCUGCUACAUGGGCGAGGUUGCGCAGUCGCUUCCCGGCGCUGGCGGCGGCGCUGACGGCGAUGACGGCGGCGGACCCGACUGUGGAAGACCAACAGGCUAGCUGCUCCGAGGCCCUCAUCCACCUGGCCCCCCACGUGGCCGACAACAGCGUCCCGCAGCACCCGCCCAUCGACCUGGACGCCGCCCUGGAGGGCCUUGCCCGCGACGGCGACUCCUCCGUCGGCACCGGCACCCACGCCAUGCGCCGCGCCGCUGCCACCGUCUACCCGCACCACCCACGUCUGCCCAGCCCGGAACGCAAGGGCGUGCGCCGCAGCGUGACGCUCACUGACCGCAUGGCCGCCGUGAACCCCUCGCGGCCGUCCACAGCGGCCGAGGCGCGCGAGGCGGCGCGCAAGCGUGCGGAGGAGGACGCGACGCUGUUGAGGCGGGUGGGCGAGGUGGUAAUGGCUAUCCAUGCGCAGGCACAGGAGCUGUACCGACAGAUGGGGCUGCUGGAUGCAGGCGCGUCGCUGCCGCUGUCAAAGGCUUCCGACCUGGUGCACAUGCUGAGUCUGGUUCACAGCAGCCACCGGAAGGUGCUCCAGGCCAAGCAGGCCACCCUGCACGUCUGCCUGGCCAAGCUGGCCACCAGCGAGUCGCAGCUGCAGGCGUGCAUGCGCGCCAUGGACCGACUCAACACCUUCAUGGACAAGAGCAGGGAGGAGUUGCGCACCAUCCGCAACCGCAUCGCCCACUUGGAGACGUUCAUUGAGGAGACGUCGGCGGAGCUGGAGCAGCAGGAGAGCAUGGCGGACACCACUCAGGCCAUCGUGGACCAGGUGUAUGCGGAGGUGUCCUCGGAGAUGCAGCAGGCGCGAGAUCGCUACCAGCAGGCCAUAGAGGAGGUGGGCUCUGUCAACGAGGCGGACCUAGCCGAAAUCCGUUCGUACAAGGAGCCCCACGUGCUCAUCCGGCUGGUGGUGAUGGCGCUGUGCGUGCUGUUCGAGUGGCCCACCGACUGGCGCAACGCGCAGCGCCUGCUGGGGGAGCAGAACCCCAAGCUGCUGGACCGCUGUCGAGACUUUGACGUGCGCGCGGUGAAUGCGGUGCAAGCGGCCAAGCUGGCCCGGCUGGUGCAGGAGCCGGAGUUUAACGUGGUUAGCGUGGAGCAGGUGUCGGUUGCCGCCAAGAGUCUGGCCUGGUGGGUCAUCAGCGUGUCUACACUGCUACGCACGCACAAGGAGUGCGAGCUGAGGCUGGCACGCAUCAAGGAGGGAGAGGAGCGGCUGGCCAACACCAACGUAUACAUCCGCAAGCUGCGCGGCGAGCUCAAGGCGGGCCGCACGGAGCUGUCCAGGCAGCAGCACGACCAGAAGGUGCUGGAGCACAGCCUGGGGGAGGCGGGCGCGCAGCUGCGGGACAGCGACCUGCAGCGAACCAACAUACUCAAGCUGUCGGGACUGGUGCAGGGCAUGCUGCCCCGCUGGCGCUCCAACCUGGCUUCCGUGGAGGCCCGGCUGCCGGUGCUGGUCGGGGAUGCCACCCUAGCGGUGGCGGCAGUGGUGUACCUGGGCCCGCUGGACAGCCGGGAGCGGGCGGCGGUGCUGGGGCUGUGGCGGGACCUGCUGCAGGAGCGGGGGGUGCCAGUCAGCCCGCCGCCCUUUGACUUUAGCACCUUUGUGGCGGACCGGUUCUCUCAGAUGACCAGCAUGCUGCCGGUGGACAUGCUAGCCAACACGCAGCCGCUGUGGCGCGACAACCUAGCCCUCAUGGCCAUGGCCUCCCGCCCGCCCCUGCUACUGGACCCGGGUCGCGAGGGCGCCAACCUGAUCAAAGCCAUGUUUGGCAAGACCAGCCGAGUGUUCUACCUGCUCUCCGAAGAGGGGCUCCUCGACAAGGUCGCUUCAUCCGUCCGCGCCGGCCGGGCGGUGGUUGUCGACAUGUACGGCACCCCUGGUGAAGCGCCCAUGCUAGCGCGGCUGUGUAAGCGUUACGAGCAAGUCAUGCGCGCCUCCUUCACAAACCUAGCUGUCGAGCCGCACCACUUGUAUCUCCGCGUGCGCUCGCCCUGCCCCGCAUUGCCGCCUGCGGCGCACCAAUACACCACGCCCGUGCGUUUCGCGCUGCGAGGAACGGAACUCCGAGCCGCUGUGGCCCGCUCGUUACUCGCUUCCCUGGCCCCGGAGCGCGAGAUCGCGGCCCGGCAGAUGGCGACCAAGCUCUGGAUGCAUCGCGCAAGGCUGGACGCGACACACGACGACAUCGCCUUCACCAUCGCGCACACCAAGGGCCUCAUCUGGAGUCACCCAGGGCUGGUGGACAGCACCGUCACGAAGGCCAGUUUGGCUGCGUCGAUGGACGCGGAGUUGCCGAGCAUGGAGGCGGCGUUGAAUGAGGUGUGGUCGGCAGUGGAGCAAUGGCGGCCGCUGGUGGAGGGCGUCAUGCGGGUGCAUGGCGUGCUUGCGGACCUGGCUCGGGGGCAUCCGACACGAUGCGGACCGCUCCCCGAGAUGGUGCUGUUGUGCGUGUUCAAGGCGGCGUUGCGGCGGGGCGUGACGGAGGUACCGGGCGCGUUAGGGCUGGUGCGGGAGCUGCAGGGCCCGACGGCGCCGCCCGAGAUGACAGUAGAGGAGGCACGUAAGCGGGGUGCGAAAGCGCUGGUGUCAAUGCUGCUGUCACGGGCGCCGUCUCGGGCUGUGAGUCGGGUCAUGUCCAUGGCGCCCUCGCGGUUGGAGUCGGGUUUGACGUACAACAAUGACGCGACGGGUGAGAGUGAGGUGGACGAGAACCAAGCAAGUGGUGAGGAUUUUGGUGGCGACGCAGCGUCGACGGUUGGAGGGCGCAGUCGUGUUGGCAGCAUAAGCGUGGGCAGCCUCAGCCGCAUCAGCAGCCGACGCUGUGCAAGCGUCACGGGUGACGGCCCAGGUUCAGUCGCCUCUCGUGAGUUCGGACGCUGCGAUUCCGUCGUGCUGCCGCCAGGCAUGGGCGGAACACGACCCAGCUCCGCUGAAACCUGCUGGACGGAUGCCACGUUGGCCGCCGCCGCCGCUGGUGGCGGCGACGGCACCGCCGUACAACGUGUGGCCGCAGCCGCAGCGGCGGCGGCGCAGCUCCUGUCGGAAAAUACCUCCAUGGGACCCGCCCGGUGCUGUCGCAUGGAGGACCUGGCCUCGGCUGUACUGCAAGGCGUGUGGUCGCUGGUGGGGGCAGCGCUCGGGGGCUCGGAAGCCACUGUGUUUCGGCUGCUGCUUGCCGUACAGGAACAGCAGCAGAGCGGAGAGCUGGCGCCGGAGGAUGCGCAGCUGGUGUUGUAUGUGCUGGGCAGGGGGGCGCCGAGCGCACAGAAGGCUGCGGCGACGGGCGCGGCGGCGGAGGGCUCCGUGGCGACGUCGGCAGCGGCGGCGGCGGGGCUGGUCAUGGGGCUGAGGACGUCGCCCUGGCUGCAGGCGACGGCUCCCGUUGCUCCUGGGCCGACGAAGAGCCCGGCGGGGCAGCGGUCGAAUUCCUCGGUUCGGGGAACAGCUGCAGCCGCAGCUCCGACGCCAGCUGCCGGCGGCGUCGCUGAACCCGGGAUGGGAGCCGCCCAGGCUGCCUCUUCGUUCCUUGACCCUACCAUGCAAGCGGCCGUGCUCACCUGUACCUCUGUCGACGCCCAAGGGUCGGCCGGGACCGCACCGGCUGCCGCCGGCAGCGUCAGCAGUGGAGCUCCAAGCCCUGGUUGGCCUUCGGAGCAGGCCGUGUCGGAUCUGCGGUGGUUGGAGCUGGUGGCGGGCGGUGAGGACCUCAACGGGCUGGCGGCAGCGGUGGCGGCGGCACCGCGGGCGUGGUACGGCUUGCUGACUGCGGAUGCGGCGCCGCCGGGCGGCCGGCCGGACAUGCGCACGUUGCUGGCGCAGGGCGCGUUGCUGCAGCUGCCUGAAAGGUGGCGGGAGCUGCUACAGCGGAAACCAAUCUACCAGGUGCUGCUGACAGCAAUCCUAGUGCCCGACACGCUGGCAGCCGCCGCGGACGCCUACUCCACCGCCGUACUGGGCCCCGCCGCCGCCGCCGCCGACCUGACCCCCGCCGAGCGGUUGCUGUCGGUGAUGAUGACCUCCCCCCCCGGCUGCCCCAUCAUCCUGGCCACCUCCCCCGGGGAGGACCCUGUGGCUGUGGCCUACCAGGCGCAGGCCCUCUGUGCCAACCAGCUACUACCCCUGGAGCCCCAUCGCGACGCCAACUGGGCCUCAUGCGAGCUCAUGCUGCGACACAUGCAACGCGAACACGCAUCCGGACGCGAGCUGCGAUCCGCGCUCUCCCGCGCCGCCCGCUGUGGCUCCUGGCUGCUUGUGCUGGCGUCACACGCCAGCCCCGCCACCCUCGUCACGCUGUUGGAGCAGCUCAAUGCGCGAGAGUACACCCUGCGGGGCCCUGAAGUCACCUUCCGACUGCUGCUCGCCAUGCCCGCGGACGCCGUACCGCGACUUCACCCCAAUGUACUGUACCAGUGUGUACGAGCGGCGCUGCAGCCGCCGGCGACGCUUCGCGCCGCCGCCGCGGCAGCCAUGCAGACACUCGCGCAUCCCACAGCGAGGCGAUUUGCGCCGCUGUUCGGUACCAAGGGCGGCUCGGAUAUCGAGCUGGCGAACCAUGCUGUCGCGGCGGCGUUGCUAGUGGGCGGCCUGAACCGGGCGGUCGCGACCGGGGCGCUGCCGCCGGUGGCGGCGCCACUGACAUGGUGGGACUUCCUCGCCGUCGUACGACUGAUACGACAGGCGGUUAUGGACGCGCGCGUGGCGGACGACAUGUCAAUGAUGGAUUACCCGCGACUGCACGAGCUCCUGGCGAGUGAGGUGCUGCUGCCGGCGCUGCCCGCCGCGCGACUCGGUCGCUUCGUCGGCUGGUCGCUGCAGCGAUUGUUGGCGCCGGGAGUGCUGACGCUGUCGUACCCAGUGUACGGGUUGGUGGAUCCGGAUGCGGAGCCGGGCAAUGAGCUGGCGUCGUCCAUGCCACUGAAUGUACGGCUGCCGGGGAUGCUGGAUUUCCUGAGUUCCUUGUACGGCGUGGAGACGGCGCUACAGCCGCCACAUGCGUCGUCGCAUGCGCUGCGGCAACGAGGCGAGUCGCUGGCGGCGGCACUGACGUUGCAUCGCCUGGCGGCGGCGCCGGGGCCGGUGUCGCCGGCGCGGUUGGCGCUGCUGCCGGAGGAGCAUCCCUGCGUGGCGCCGUUGGCAGUGCAGGUGGCGGCGGCGGAGCGGGCGUUAGCGGAGGAGGCGGCGGCGCGGUCGGAGUCGGCGGCGGUACGGCGGCAAUGGCUUGGCCAUCUGGCGACUCUGUCGGCGGAAGCGCCAAUGCCACGAACACAGGAGGCGCAAGUUCUGGUUGUAGAUACUGGUGCCGGCGGAGGCGGAGGCGGAGGUGCUGGCGGCGGCGGCUGCUCAAGCGGAGGGGGUGCUGGGGAAGCCCGCUCCCCGAGCUCUCCUGCUCCCGCCACGCCGCCGACGCCCAUCAGCCCCCUGCAACAACUGCGAUUCUCCCUUUCCGGCUACAGCUCACGACAGCGCUACAUACAGCAACAACUCCAGGCGCUCGCUGCACAACAACUGCAACAGCAGAUGCAGCAACAACAGCAGCAGCAACAGCAGCAGUCACAGCAGCAGACGCCCAUGACCUCUACCCAGCAGCUCACGCUGCAACCCGUUUCCGCUGCGGAUUCCGGAACCGCCACGCCUAUCGGCCUCGCAGGCGGCGGUACCACCGACGGCAUCAGCGUUACGACGCCGCUUGUGCCCCGCAUGACGGCCCUUCAGCCGCGGCCCGGGACCUCCUCCGGCACCUUUGCGCUGGUCUCGGCAGUGCCGGGCAACGGCAGCGGCGGCGGCGCCGGCCCUCCAGGACCGCUGCAGCAGCAGCUGAGGGCCAUGUUCGCUGCCGCCGGGCCCGCUGGCGCCAUUGUUGCACCGCCCUGGCGCGGAGCGUUUGCCUGGGACACUCUGUCCAUGAGUACCUCCACUGCCGCCACUGUUGCCGCCAUCACCUGCACCAGCCCCGCUGCCGCCACCGCUGCAGCAGGCGCCAUCUCCACCACCCCCACAGCCGGGGCCUCGGGGACCGGAACCGCCAACACGCCUCGCUCCUCGACCACCAUCGGACCCGCGGUAGCGACGCUGCAGCUCGGCAGCUCCGCCGCGCGCCCUGGCACCGCCACGGUUACAGCCGUUGCAGGUCCGCCGGGUACAACGACAGCGGGUACGACAGCAGCUGCCGUACCGGCUUCCCUUGCUGCCGUACUGGCGUCCUCCGCCACAGGUCCCGCGCCUGAGUUGGCUGUGCUGGAUGCAUGGGCUUCUGCCGUACUGGUGCCGCUGCUGGACGCACUCCGACGUGUGGAGGUGCUGGUGCGUGCUAUUCGCUUGGGACUGGAGGCCAGGCUGGGGUGGCCCGAGGUGGCUGGUGGGGCCGUAAGCUCGACUCCACCCAGCGUUUCCGCUGGUGGGGGAGGUAUGUCGUUCGGCAAGAAUGCAGCAGCUGCUGCGUCAGCGGCGGCGGCAGCAGCAGCAGCGGCGGCGGGUCAGUCGGGAUCAGGGCGCAGCACGCCCACUCUGUCGAGGAAUCUCUCGUCAAUCUUUGCAGAGUUUUGGGCGGCGGAGGCGCGUGCGUUGCAUGGAGCCGUGUGCGGAGCGCUCGACGGGGCAGAGGAGCUGGCGGCGGCGGUGGCGCAGCCGGGACUGCACGACACUCCCGGCGUACGGCAGCUGCUGUGGUACCUCGUGGCGGGGUUCGCACCGCCAGGCUGGCACCUUCCGCCCAUGUCCGAUCAUCCCUGCAGCGGCGGCGGCUACGGCGGCGGCGCUCACCUGGUCGGGAACGGUGCUGGCGGCGGCCGGAGCAGCCGCGGCGGCGACGGCUCCCUUAUUGCCGUACCGCCCGGCGGCCGCCACCCUGUACACGUCAUCACCCUCGAGCAAUGGGAGUACGACGUAAGGACACGAGUACGGCAACUUGAGGAGGUGACGUCAGGGGACGUGGACCUUCGACCCGGCGUCGUGGAUCUCGCCCGACUUGCUCGUCCAGCUGCGCUGCUGGCCUGCCUGCGCCGCGCCUUCGCCUAUGAGCAAAACACGCAUCCGCAAAACAUCGUCUGCCGUCUUUCCGUACAGCCACCAUCCGAUGGCGGCGGCAGCGCCUCUGCUAUGACGUACGGCGGCGGCACCUCCGCUACAGGCACCGGCUCCGGUGGGCCUUUGGAGGCUGGCGGCGUUGCGGCCACACGAUCCCAGCCGUCCGGCUCCGCAGCCGGGUCCAAACCCGGGUCGGUGUCAUCCUAUCCCAUUGCUGCGCCACGCAGCAUGGGCGUCCUCGGGCUGCUUAGUCGUGACCUGGAAGUGCCGUUUGGCGUGGCGAACAGCCUGGGUCUCGGUUGGGGCGGCAACGGAGUCGUCGUCGGCGGCGGAGGUAGUCUGGAGGCUCCCUUGUUGUCAGCCCUGCUGUCGCCGUUUGACGUACACAGCACCUACUCCUUCGCUCCUGCCGCUGCAGCAGCCGCAGCGGCUGCGGCAGCAGCCGGCAACGGCUCCACGGCUGCGGGCGCAGCCACGGGCGCGAGAAGCAGCACAUCCGGCGCGGGCGGCGCCACUGGCGCCGCCGCCACCUCCGCAGCGAUCGCCGCCGCCAUGGCCGAGGCCAGUCGCGGUUCCUCCUCAGCCACCACGGCGCAGCAGUCGCUAUCGCUGUCCAUGCACCAGCAGCAGGCAGCGACGGCGGCCGCACUGGCGGCGCUGCGGCCUUGCCCACUGCUGUACGCCGUACCGGGCUAUGCAGAUCCGGCGUUGCGAAAGGCCCUGGGCUCGCGCUUGUCGCUCAGGUCGCAACCCACAGGUCGCAGCACUCGCGCCGCCGCCGCGGCUCUCAUGGCAGGGUCGCCGAGCACUGCCGCACCGCCGCCGGCGGUGCCAGUGCCGCUGGCGGCAUCGCCGCAGCAUGCGUUGUUGAGUGACGAGCCGUAUCGUGUGGCGUGGGAGUGCAAGCCUAACAGCGUGGCAGCGGAGGCGCCGCCGGAGCGGUUGCCGCUGCUGGCAGUUGGGCAAAUGGCGGGUGGGGAGGUGCAGGGGGCGGAUCGUGGCGCCAUGUUGAGGCUAGGAGCGAGCGCGGGGGCGUGGGGGCUAGGCGGCAGGGGACAGUGAGGUAGUGGAAAGUAGGUAGGGAGAUGAUAAGCCGAGAGGAUUGUGGUGCAUGCUGGUAUAGGGCUUGGAAUGGCAGGUAGAGGGAAGUCAGAGCUGGGGCAGGACAUGCGGGCGUUUAGGGCACGUGCGCACAUGCGACUGUGUUUGGACAUGGUCCAUUGUGCAGACGCCUUUGGGGGAUUUGGACGAGAAGGCGAUACGUAGGAUAGACACGCGUUCGAGAUAGACGCUCACGUGACCCAGGGGGGUACUUGUAUUGGCAUGUGUUUUGACAGCUGGGAGAUGACCCAGGAGACUUAGAUCGUGGCAUAUGCUUCGCCACCAUUGCGGCGGACAGGGUGGGGGCUCCCUGUGUUCACAGAAGCUGGCCGCAACACCGGAUGUCGUGCCAACAUGCAGCUCGAUGAGGGACGAGACGCAACGCAUGUGACUUGCAUGCUGUGGCCCUACCUACCUGCCUACCUGCGGUUAACCAGUGACUUAGCGACUAUCAUGCAUUGUAUCCAUAGCUACAUGUUGGACGGCGUGAACAUUAUUACUUGGUAUGCCGAUACCGGACUAGCAUGCUAGCAAGCCUCGUGUUGACAAACGGUGUGUUGACAAACGGUUGGACUGACGUGACCCAUGGGCCACGCGCAAUGCCUUGGACGCUAGGGAUUGUCCAUUGUCGUCGCUUCCGGAUCGCAACAAUUGGAAGCAAAGAAUAAGGAAGAACUCGCUUUGCUAAAUUCCUUUAUUCUGUAAAACGAUCCCACUCUGUAACAGCUUACACUUCA
Molecule: messenger RNA, 15862 nt
Organism: Astrephomene gubernaculifera
Lineage: Eukaryota; Viridiplantae; Chlorophyta; Chlorophyceae; Chlamydomonadales; Astrephomenaceae
Source: the annotation of a GenBank genome assembly